Wasmannia auropunctata (little fire ant) is the source of this 1373-nucleotide messenger RNA. It is a transcript of the gene Dhps, whose product is annotated as probable deoxyhypusine synthase. Gene Ontology annotation, molecular function: deoxyhypusine synthase activity. Gene Ontology annotation, cellular component: cytoplasm. Gene Ontology annotation, biological process: peptidyl-hypusine biosynthetic process. Lineage: Eukaryota; Metazoa; Arthropoda; Insecta; Hymenoptera; Formicidae. The record is from RefSeq and is a predicted model, not a curated record. The transcript is spliced from 8 exons. Bases 100 to 1215 code for a protein of 371 amino acids.
GUUUAUAACCUAUAAAAUAAACACUGAAAAGCAAUAUGGCUACUUACAGUAGUUACAGUGCAAAUCUACUCUCUUUGGCAGAUUACUAGAAAUAUUGUCAUGGGUGACGCAGAAAAAAAAGAUUUAAAAGAGCAAGAAGUAGCAAAAAGUGCUGUCUUGGUUUCCAGCAGCUCUUUAUCGCCUCACACAACUCCAGUAAAAGGUUAUGAUUUUAACAAAGGGAUCAACUAUCAUGAAAUACUUGCAACAAUGGCAAGUUGUGGAUUCCAAGCUACAAAUUUUGGACUAGCGAUUGAAGAAGUAAAUCGCAUGCUGCACCAAAGGGACAUAAUUCUCUUGAAAGAUCAGCUAGAUGAGAUGGAAGAGGAUGAAUUUAUAAGAAGAAAAUACCAUUGUACAAUUUUUCUGGGUUAUACCUCGAAUAUGGUAUCCAGUGGUGUCAGGGAUAUUAUAAGAUUUCUUGUGCAACAUAGACUGGUAGAUUGUCUCGUAACCACAGCUGGUGGAGUGGAAGAGGAUUUCAUAAAGUGUUUGGCGCCUACAUACGUCGGCAGUUUCUAUUUGGACGAUAGGAAGCUCAGAGAGAACGGACUUAACAGAACUGGAAAUUUGUUGGUACCGAAUGAUAAUUAUUGCCUGUUCGAGGAUUGGUUAAUGCCGAAGUUGGACGCAAUGCUAUCUGAACAAAAGACGAAGGGCACUUUAUGGACGCCGUCUAAAGUGAUAACAAGACUCGGCGAGGAGAUCAAUCAUGAAGAUUCGAUUUACUAUUGGGCCGCGAAAAAUAAGAUCCCGGUGUUUUGCCCGGCGUUGACCGACGGCAGUCUCGGCGAUAUGAUGUUCUUCCACGCGCUCAAAAAUCCGGGGCUCGUUCUCGAUAUUAUCGGGGAUGUCGUGAGAUUAAACAGGAUAGCUAUGAAAGCGGUGAACAGUGGCAUGAUAAUUAUCGGAGGCGGCGUGGUGAAGCAUCACAUUUGCAAUGCUAAUCUCAUGAGGAACGGCGCAGAUUAUGCCGUUUUUAUCAACACCUCGUCGGAAUUUGACGGCAGCGACAGCGGCGCUAGGCCCGAGGAAGCGAUUUCUUGGGGAAAAAUUCGGAAGGAUGCUCAUCCUGUCAAGGUGUGUGCUGACGCCACUUUGAUAUUUCCAUUGUUGGUUGGAGAAACUUUUGCUAGAUAUCAUUCGAGAAAGACAGGAAAAAAUGAGACAAAGUGAAGCCUUUAUUUUAAAAUAAGACAAUAUUGCGCAAGUAAAAUGUGUAGGAAAGAAACAAUAAAAAUAACAAUAAUUAUAAUUGUCUAUACGAUGAUAUAUACAAUCAUAUUAGACACAAUCGUAUAGAAAAUAGAAACGGUUGUUAAAUCUGAGACAUC